CUGCUGCUCACGCGUUUCGUAUUGCCGAUGCAGGAUGAGGCCACGACAGGCAAGACUGCACUGCUCACAGUAGGCUCGACGCAGUUCGCUGCUCUGGCCGAGGCUGCGCUGUCACCGGACGUCCUGCAUGCCCUGCGCUCGCUCGGCUAUGACACUUUCAUCGUCCAAAAGGGCGACAGCAUACUCUCUCGGCCUACGCCCACCGUGGCUGGCUUGCAGAUCGACGUACAUGACUACAUGGACUCACUCGACGACCGUAUGCAGUCUUGCCAGCUCGUCAUCAGUCACGCGGGCUCAGGCUCGAUAUUGGCUGCCCUGCGCGGGCCAGUAGGACGCCUGUGCGAGCCCAAAGCGCUCAUCAUCGUACCCAACGAUGGCUUGAUGGACAAUCACCAGUCGGAACUCGCCGACAAGAUGCGCGAACAGAGAUGGGCUCUGACCGCUACACCGGCAACAUUGGCGCAAGUGAUACUGCAGCUCGGACGGGGAGACGCCGUCCAGAGCUUGCCGGCGCGUCAGGCGAGCCGCUUCCGCGACGUGCUCGAACGAGAAGUGCUACAGUUCUAGCGCUCAUGUUGUCAUUC
This is a messenger RNA of Mixia osmundae IAM 14324, 584 nucleotides long. Its product is annotated as glycosyltransferase family 1 protein. Gene Ontology annotation, molecular function: hexosyltransferase activity. NCBI's taxonomy places the organism in Eukaryota, Fungi, Basidiomycota, Mixiomycetes, Mixiales, Mixiaceae. Gene Ontology annotation, cellular component: UDP-N-acetylglucosamine transferase complex; extrinsic component of endoplasmic reticulum membrane. Gene Ontology annotation, biological process: dolichol-linked oligosaccharide biosynthetic process. The transcript has 3 exons. Bases 28 to 567 code for a protein of 179 amino acids. The record is from RefSeq and is a predicted model, not a curated record.